AUGGCCCCUCCUCACGUUGUUGACGACCAGGUCCGUCACCGUAUCGUCGUCGAAGACGAGACCGCCACCAAGCAGCAAUACGAGCGCAACUAUGUGCCCAUGGAAUUUACAAUCAAGGAGAUCCGUGAUGCGAUCCCCGCCCACCUCUUCGUCAGGGACACCACAAAGUCGAUCAUGCACGUCGUCAAGGAUCUGGUCACCAUCGCUGCCGUUUUUUACUGCGCUACCUUCAUCGACACUCUGCCCUCGCUCGCUUUGAGGAUCCCUGCCUGGAUCGCUUACUGGAUCAUUCAAGGAACUGUCAUGGUUGGACCCUGGAUCUUGGCUCAUGAGUGCGGACAUGCCGCCUUCUCGGACAGCAAGACCGUCAACACCAUCUUUGGCUGGGUCCUCCACUCGGCUCUCUUGGUCCCUUACCAGGCCUGGCAGAUGUCGCACUCGAAGCACCACAAGGGAACUGGAUCCAUGACCAAGGACGUCGUCUUCCUCCCCGCCACCCGCUCCUACAAGGGUCUCCCCGCCCCCGCCGAGCAGCAGAAGCAGGACGAGCUCAACAACACUCAGGAACACCACCACGACCAUCACGAGUCGAUCUUUGCCGAGACCCCAAUCUACACCCUCGGCUCGCUCAUCUUUGUCCUCACUUUCGGAUGGCCUCUGUACCUCUUCAUCAACUUUUCUGGCCCCGUGCACGCCCACUGGAUCAACCACUUCCAGACCAUCGCCCCCCUCUAUGAGCCCCAUCAGGCCAAGAACAUCUUCUACUCCAACUGCGGUAUUGUCGCCAUGACCUCGAUCCUCACCUACCUCUCGAUCCUCUUCUCGCCCCUGACCGUCUUCAUGUACUAUGGUAUCCCUUACCUCGGCGUCAACGCCUGGAUCGUCUGCAUUACCUACCUCCAACACACCGACCCCCAGGUCCCCCAUUUCCGUGACAACGUCUGGAACUUCCAGCGUGGAGCCGCCUGCACUGUCGACCGCUCCUUCGGAACCAUCGUCAACCACUUGCACCACCACAUUGGCGACUCUCACCAGUGCCAUCACAUGUUCUCGCAGAUGCCCUUCUACAACGCCGUCGAGGCCACCAAGCACCUCAAGGCCAAGUUGGGCAAGUACUACAUCUUUGACGACACCCCUAUCGCCAAGGCCCUGUACCGCAACUGGAGAGAGUGCCGCUUUGUUGAGGACGAGGGCGAGGUUGUUUUCUAUAAGCACUAG
Linnemannia hyalina is the source of this 1218-nucleotide messenger RNA. Lineage: Eukaryota; Fungi; Mortierellomycota; Mortierellomycetes; Mortierellales; Mortierellaceae. The record is from the annotation of a GenBank genome assembly.